AUGGUGCUAAUGGAGGGUUACAACCUGGGCUAUGGCAACCUGAGCCCCCACACGAUGGCCGCCCGACUCUUCUGCAUCUUCUUUGCCCUCGUGGGGAUCCCGCUCAGUCUCGUGGUGCUCAACCGCCUGGGCCACCUCAUGCAGCAGGGAGUGCACCGCUGCGCCCGCAGGCUGGGGGGCGCUGGGCGGGACCCCAGCAAGGCGCGGUGGCUGGCGGGCUCCGGCGCCCUCCUCUCGGGCCUCCUGCUCUUCCUGCUGCUGCCCCACCUGCUCUUCUCCCACAUGGAGGGCUGGAGCUACAUCCAGGGCUUCCACUACGCUUUCAUCACCCUCAGCACCGUGGGCUUCGGCGACUACGUGAUCGGGAUGAACCCCUCUCGGUGGUACCCGCUGUGGUACAAGAACACGGUGUCCCUGUGGAUUCUCUUUGGGAUGGCGUGGCUGGCCUUGAUCAUCAAACUGAUCCUCUCCCUGCUGGAGACGCCAGGAGGGGCGUGUUCCUGCUAUCACCACAGCUCCAAGGAGGACUUCAAGUCCCAAAGCUGGCAGCAAGGCCCAGAUGGGGAGCCGGAGUCCCACUCCCCACAACAAGGCUGCUGUCUAGAGGGGUCUAUCGAAAUCAUACAGCACCUGGAACCCUCUACUCAGGUUGCACACUGUGGCAAGGACA
Molecule: messenger RNA, 670 nt
Organism: Propithecus coquereli (Coquerel's sifaka)
Lineage: Eukaryota; Metazoa; Chordata; Mammalia; Primates; Indriidae
Product: potassium channel subfamily K member 17-like
Exons: 4
Biological process (GO): potassium ion transmembrane transport; stabilization of membrane potential
Cellular component (GO): membrane
Molecular function (GO): potassium ion leak channel activity
Source: RefSeq, a predicted model, not a curated record